Molecule: messenger RNA, 1154 nt
Organism: Colossoma macropomum (tambaqui)
Lineage: Eukaryota; Metazoa; Chordata; Actinopteri; Characiformes; Serrasalmidae
Gene: hhex
Product: hematopoietically expressed homeobox
Exons: 4
Coding region: 128-871 (247 amino acids)
Biological process (GO): regulation of transcription by RNA polymerase II; cell differentiation
Molecular function (GO): DNA-binding transcription factor activity, RNA polymerase II-specific; RNA polymerase II cis-regulatory region sequence-specific DNA binding
Source: RefSeq, a predicted model, not a curated record
UUAGAGAGAGCGCACCGACUGCGCGUGACUCCAUGGAGCCGGGUCGGCAGAGCUCGCGCGCAUAAACCGGCACACGCACUCUCUCACACACACACAAACACGCACCCACAUACGCACGCAGACGGUCAUGCAGUAUCCGCACGCGGUCCGUCCCGCGCCGCUCUACGCGCCCACUCCGCUGCAGCCCGCGCACCCGACGCCCUUCUACAUCGAUGAUAUCCUGGGCAGAAGCCCCGCGCCUCCCGCCGCCGCGCCUCCUCCCGCGCUGCCCUCUCCUCACUCCUCCUUCACGGCCGUCCACGCGCCGCCGCAGUUGCAUCCGCCUCCGCCGCCCUCCGCCUACAGGAGCCCCGCGUGCACCGACCCGGCGCUCGCGCACCACGCCGCGCUCGCCGCCGCCGCCGCAGCAGCCGCGCUCGGGGGCGCGCUCUACCCACUGCACGCGCACGCUCUCAUCAGGCACGAGCCGCUGGCGAAGCCCCUCCUGUGGAGUCCGUUCCUGCAGCGUCCUGUCCACAAGAGGAAAGGAGGGCAGGUGCGCUUCUCCAACGAGCAAACCAUCGAGCUGGAGAAGAAGUUUGAAACGCAGAAGUACCUGAGCCCCCCUGAGAGGAAACGACUGGCCAAGAUGCUACAGCUCAGCGAGAGACAGGUAAAGACGUGGUUCCAGAACCGCAGAGCAAAAUGGAGGCGCCUCAAACAGGAGAACCCUCAGGUCAGUAAGCGGGAUCUGGAGGACGGGAUCUCCACAGAGAGGAGCAGUGAACUGUCUCAUGCAGAAAUCCACUCAGACUCUUCUCACGAGUCCGACCAAGAGCUGGACGUGGAGGACCACUCUGAACUCUCACCGGACCCUCACUUAUCACUCUGAACUCUCUGACACUGCAUACAACACUGUAAAUACUGUAUAAUUGUAUAUUUGUCUUCACGUGUAGAAGAUCGAGUUGCUCUGUCUUUUUAAAAUAAGUUAAUGAACGUCUACAUUUUUGAUUGAAGCCGCAGAGAAUGUAGCCCAAACACAACGGACAUUUGAUUCUGUUGAUUACCGUGUAUCUUUGUGUAACUUCAUGGCCGCAAUGCGUGAAGUCAUUACGGUCUUAAAGAUGGAAUGUAAAUAUUUUGUGUAGGUCAAUAAACAGUAUCUUGCAUUAGUA